Molecule: messenger RNA, 2226 nt
Organism: Vespa mandarinia (Asian giant hornet)
Lineage: Eukaryota; Metazoa; Arthropoda; Insecta; Hymenoptera; Vespidae
Product: fatty acid hydroxylase domain-containing protein 2
Biological process (GO): lipid biosynthetic process
Molecular function (GO): iron ion binding; oxidoreductase activity
Source: RefSeq, a predicted model, not a curated record
AGAGGAAGGAAGAAUCGCUUUCUGGUGCUACGGCGCAUUCGACGGUGACAACUAAGUCUGUGUUCACGAAAUAUCGACUAACACACGGUACCUGAAUAAGGAGCAGCUUGACAAAUGCGAUCUUCUUGCUUCUUCGUCGCGUCUAUACGUGAAUAGUUGGAGUAAACGUUUUAUCGUGGACGUCGUCAAUCGUGAUGGACGUCCAAAGACAAUGCAAAGUUACCAAUCCAAGCGGAGAUGCCGGCAAAAAUCAAACUCCGCCUACGUUGCUUUCGAGCUUGAGAAGCGUUCUUUUUGUCAUCGGAACAGUCGUUAUCGGAUUUGCUGCCGUUUGCAAUUCUUUGACAUGGCAUUUGCAAAGAUUUUGGGGUGCUUCCGGUGACUUUUGGCAGGCUCAAUGGGACAAGAUUUUAAAUAAGUUAGGAGACGAUCCUGUAACCUUAUGGGUUUAUGGCUCGAUGGGAUUGACGUUCAUAGUUUAUUGGGUUUUCGGCGGCAUUUAUACGAUACUUGACAUUACAAAUCGUCCGGCAGCGUUACGAAGAUACAAAAUCCAGCCAGGCACAAACGAGCCAGUCGACACGAGAGAACUCUGCAAAGUAAUCGCUCAAGUAUUGUUCAAUCAAAUAAUCGUUGGACUGCCUAUAGCAUACUGCAGUUAUCAUUUUAUGGAAUGGCGAGGUUAUCCCUCGGUAAGAGAAUUACCAACUUUUCAUUGGGUUCUCGUUGAGAUCGCCAUUCAUAUAUUGUGUGAGGAAAUCGGAUUUUACUAUUCUCAUAGAUUUCUGCACAGCCGUUACUUAUACAAGUACAUACAUAAGCAGCAUCACGAAUGGACCGCACCAGUAGCGGUAACAGCGUUGUAUUGUCAUCCUUUAGAACACAUCGGCUCCAAUUUGAUUCCACCGUUUCUCGGUGUCUUCAUCGUUGGUUCUCACGUAGCCACUGCAUGGUUGUGGUUCUCUCUUGCGAUUCUUUCAACAUUGAAUGCCCAUUCUGGUUAUCAUUUACCAUUUUUCCCAUCUCCAGAAGCACACGACUUUCAUCACUUAAAAUUUAAUCAGUGCUUCGGAGUAUUAGGCGUUUUAGAUCGUCUUCAUGGAACGGACACUCAAUUCCGUAAUUCGAGAGCUUAUCAACGUCAUGUGAUGAUGCUUAGUUUGGUACCUCCGAGAGAGGCAUUUCCUGAUGAAGCAAAAUAUAAAUCCAAAUAAGAGGAUUAUAUAUUCGAUUAUAUAAAGGUGUUGGGAUUAAUCUUGAGACAAAACUUCCUGGUUCAGAUAAGUAUCGUCGAAUAAAGUAACGACGAUUACUUCGAUUUGCAUUUGACGUGAACAUUUCUUCAAUUAAUCUAAAGAAGUUUCAAAACUCUACGAUGGGUAAGAACCGAUUCGUGAAUUUGUUCAAUCGUGCACAACCUUGGUCAGCGUGAUCAAUGAGGCCUAAUCUCGCUGAACUUAUCUAUAUAAUUCGACGCAUUCACGAAUCAACUAAACAGAAUUUUUAAGACAAUUUUUUUUUUCUACUAUAUGAUAGUUAUAUAGCAUUUAUUUUUAGAGAAAGAGGAGAAAAAGAGAACGAGAACGAGAGAGAUGGAGAGAUUUCUUUCGGCUGUAAUCAUGUGCACAACUUAUACUAUUUUUUUACUUUUUCUUUUUACGAAAAAAUAUAUUUGAAUGAAACGUGUGAUAUAAAUCAUUUUUUCUAAGAUAAGAAAGAAAUUCCUCUUGAACAUAAUUGGACGGAUUUUUAAUUAUUAGUGUAUACAUUUAUUAUGAUGAUAAUGUAAAUUUUUUUUAAAUUAUUAACGCAAAAACGAGUUAACACGAUCAUCGAGAGCAAGAACAACAUUCUCUAAAAUUGUCGGAUCGAUGGAUUUUGAAUUUGUCGUUCCAACUAAGCUGUUAAUAUUAAAUUUGACUUUAUGAACAAUACUAUUUUUAUAUUUUAACGUAGUUUAUAUAAUCAAUGACUUAACGAUUUCAAUGUACUCCACGUUAAGUUUAUAGUAAUUCUUUGUAGCAAUUUAUUUAGAUGGUUAUAGCUUGUGCAUAACUAUUAAAUGCUAUAUUAGCUUUAUACAUCUGAAAUAUACAUUCAAACUGAAAAUAGCUUAUAUAAACGUAUUAGAAAAAAGAAAUCUUUCGUGUACAAAAUGUCAUUUUCAAAACUAUAAAUGUGGAUGAUCGAACUGAACGAUAUCCAUAUUAAACGAAUUGAAGUUUU